Molecule: messenger RNA, 1222 nt
Organism: Sinocyclocheilus anshuiensis
Lineage: Eukaryota; Metazoa; Chordata; Actinopteri; Cypriniformes; Cyprinidae
Product: UPF0669 protein C6orf120 homolog
Exons: 2
Coding region: 139-705 (188 amino acids)
Source: RefSeq, a predicted model, not a curated record
CAGGUCCCAGAGCGUCAAGUAGUCAACUCAACACCUGUAACAGCUAAUUCAAAACAUAACGACGCCAGCUCUCCUUUCCCAUGGAGUAUUUUUGACAAUGCACCGGGAGGUUACAGAUGUAGCUGGGGUCUGGCAGCUAUGACCAUGGUGCUGUGCUGGGGUGGUUUGUUGGUGUUGGCGGCCCUAUCCCGGGCCCUGGGCACUCUGCAGCAUUCAGAGGAGCCUUCUAUGCCAGAUGAAUGGGUCCUGCUUCAUGUCGUGCAAGGCCACAUUGGGGCAGGAAACUACAGCUACCUGCGUCUCAACCACGAAGGACGCAUUAUCCUGUACAUGCAAAGCCUUAAGGGAGAUGCAGAUAUCUAUGUCUCUGACAAGACGCUGCGGCCAAACUUUGAUACCUACAAGCUUCAGUCUACCACCUGUGGCCAGGAUGUGGUGAUCGUCCCGGGGGAUUUUGUUAGGCCUGUUGGAAUUGGAAUCUACGGACAUCCAUCCUACAUGGAGAGUGAGUUUGAGAUGAGGGUGUUUUACGACCAGAUGGCACAUACAGAAGAGGAAGUUGAGAAAAACUCUUAUUCCUCAGAUGAGACUCCUGGACAGUCUCAACACUCUCAGGGCCCUGAGGACGGGAUGGAAGAAGAGGAAUCAAUCCUCUGGACUAUUCUAAUUGGGAUUCUUAAGAUCAUACUUGAAAUUUUGUUUUGAUUUUGAUGUUCCAGCUGCCAACAUAACACAUUUGCCACAAUUAAAAAUGUUUCUAAUUUAGAACAAAUCAGCAGUUUUUUUUUUUUGUUUGUUUUUUAGUUUUGGCAAAGAACUAGAAAUACUUUGCCUGGGGUUUUGUUUAAAUCUUGAGUUGCACCAUCACCACUCUAUAGAGAAUAUGUUCAUUUCUUCUCAAAUUUGAAUAUGCAAAUUAUACAUUUGUUUGUCAAAUUAGAUGGCAUAUAAGCACAAUUGAUUGCACUGAUUGAUAUGUCAAACACAAAUUCUCUUAUAUUUUAUUGAUGGAGUUUAAAAAAUCUUUUGUGUGGUGCAUUUGUUUGUCUUUUACUGACCUGGGGAUGUGAAUUCUAAGUUUUAAACUGCACUAUGCAAUCACACAAAUCACCUUGUUACGAAGGUUGUAGGCUGUGCCUAUUGUGAAGACAAGAGUCUGUUGACUAAUAAGCCGCAAAGACUUUUCUGCACCUGUAGUUGUAUGAUACAAAUAAAACCACUU